This is a messenger RNA of Dermatophagoides pteronyssinus (European house dust mite), 1602 nucleotides long. It is a transcript of the gene AP-2mu, whose product is annotated as adaptor protein complex 2, mu subunit. Gene Ontology annotation, cellular component: clathrin adaptor complex. Gene Ontology annotation, biological process: vesicle-mediated transport; intracellular protein transport. The record is from RefSeq and is a predicted model, not a curated record. NCBI's taxonomy places the organism in Eukaryota, Metazoa, Arthropoda, Arachnida, Sarcoptiformes, Pyroglyphidae.
AUUUUGACAGUUGUUCAUCACUUUUUUUGUGUGUGUUGUCCUGACAAACUAUUGAAUUUGGUCAUUGAUAAUAUAUUUUUGGGGAAAAAAAUCGAUUAGAGGUGUUUCUCCGAUUAUUCUUGAUCAAAAAUUCAUUCAUUGAUUGUUUAGCAAAUGUUAUUGCAACAAUGAUCGGUGGACUUUUCAUCUAUAAUCAUAAAGGAGAAGUUCUUAUCUCACGAGUUUAUCGUGAUGAUAUUGGACGAAACGCUGUCGAUGCAUUCCGUGUGAAUGUUAUCCAUGCACGACAACAAGUACGAUCACCGGUAACAAAUUUGGCUAGAACUUCAUUUUUUCAUGUAAAACGAGGAAAUCUAUGGCUUGCAGCCGUCACUAAACAAAAUGUUACAGCAGCAAUGGUUUUUGAAUUUUUACUUAAAAUGUGCGAUGUUAUGCAAAGUUAUUUUGGAAAGAUAAAUGAAGAAAAUGUAAAGAAUAAUUUUGUUCUCAUCUAUGAAUUGUUGGAUGAAAUUUUGGAUUUUGGUUAUCCUCAAAAUACGGAUACAGGCAUAUUGAAAACGUUCAUCACGCAAACGGGCGUUAAAUCGGCUACUAAAGAAGAACAGGCACAGAUUACAUCACAAGUAACCGGACAAAUUGGUUGGCGUCGUGAAGGAAUCAAAUAUCGACGUAAUGAAUUAUUUUUAGACGUUUUGGAAUAUGUAAAUCUAUUAAUGUCAGCACAAGGUCAAGUAUUAUCGGCUCAUGUAGCCGGAAAAGUCAUAAUGAAAUCCUAUCUAUCUGGUAUGCCUGAAUGUAAAUUCGGUAUCAAUGAUAAGAUUACAAUGGAAAAUAAAAGUAAAUCCACUCAAUCGGCCAUAUUGGAUGAUUCGGCAGCACGUCCAAGUGGUUCAUCAAAAUCAUCAAUAGCAAUUGAUGAUUGUCAAUUUCAUCAAUGUGUAAAGCUAUCAAAAUUUGAAUCGGAACAUGCAAUCAGUUUUAUACCGCCGGAUGGUGAAUAUGAAUUAAUGCGUUAUCGUAUCACCAAAGACAUAUCGUUUCCAUUUCGAAUCAUACCAUUGGUUCGUGAAGUUGGCCGUACUAAAAUGGAAGUAAAAGUGGUUCUUAAAUCGAAUUUCAAACCAUCAUUGAUUGGACAGAAAAUUGAAGUAAAAAUUCCCACUCCAUUGAAUACAUCAGGUGUACAAUUGAUCUGUAUGAAAGGUAAAGCUAAAUAUAAAGCAAGCGAAAAUGCUAUUGUCUGGAGAAUCAAACGAAUGGCAGGUAUGAAAGAAACUCAGCUUAGUGCCGAAAUUGAAUUAUUAUUGACCGAUAAUAAAAAGAAAUGGAAUAGGCCACCGAUUUCGAUGAAUUUUGAGGUACCAUUUGCACCAUCCGGUUUGAAAGUCCGUUAUCUUAAAGUAUUUGAACCAAAAUUAAAUUAUAAUGAUCAUGAUGUUAUCAAAUGGGUACGAUAUAUUGGUCGUAGUGGCCUUUAUGAAACACGAUGUUGAAAUCAUCAUCAUAAUGUUGAAGAUUUCUACCAUAAUUUUUCUCUCAUUCCACUUCGAUUUCUUUUUUCCCUGCGUAGAAAUUUUUUAGCAAGCAAUAGAAAAAAUCAUA